Molecule: messenger RNA, 5314 nt
Organism: Sabethes cyaneus
Lineage: Eukaryota; Metazoa; Arthropoda; Insecta; Diptera; Culicidae
Product: titin homolog
Exons: 6
Source: RefSeq, a predicted model, not a curated record
UCAAAGUGUCGACCGACAGCAGACACUACUGAGAGUGAUGCUACGGUAGAUGAGACUGGUGUCAAAUCUGACAAAGUGAAACAGAAGACUGAUACUGCUCACUCGGUGCCCGAUGAAGAGGACGCAGUAGAAGAGAAGUUUGAGGAUGCUGUUGAUUCCGUUGAGAAGCUGGAAACGACUGAGGUUUCGUACACAACUGCCAAGGAAUCGUCCCGCGCUGAUCUGGAAUCUAUUCCAUCCAGCACAUCCCUAGCGGCGACAACUCCAGCCUCUCCGGAGAAUCCCGUUCCUGUAAAAGCAUCCCAGUCGGACUCGUAUGAAAUCGAAAGUUCACCGGAAAAGACAUCGCCCGUCAAAGAUUCUCCACCGUCCGGAUAUAAAUAUCGGCCCGGACCAUCUUCCUCGAAGGUCCCCUCACUAGCAAGAAAUGCGCCGGUUGAAAUGUCCUCCGAAAUCGUUACUGUCGAUUUGGAUGACGACGAUGACGAGGAUGAUGAGGAGAAAGAAAUGAGAAAUGUUAGAUCCAAACACCGAAACACCUAUGAAAUCGAUGAGGAGGACUAUGAGGAAGAUGAUGAUUACUAUGAUGAUCCGGAUAGUGAUGAUCAGGAUGUGAAUCGUGUGAUUCACGAGGUUUGCGAUGAACUUAACGCAAUGGAUGAUCCCGAUUCGGCAGAUGAUAAGAUGGAUGUCAGCUCAGACGAAGAUGAUUACAGUGAGGAAGAAGUCACUAAUCUGGACAGUGGCAGCGCCAAGCGGAAGCAUAGUGAUUACUCGGAGGACGAUGUAGUGUACGGUGAAGAUGAAGAUGAUGAUUUCGCGGAAGACGAUGAUGAGGACGAUGAUGAUGAUGAGGAUGUGGAAGAAGUGGUUGACCUGGAAGCAGGCAAAGUGCUAAAAAAGCCUGCGCAGGCCACUGGAUCGAUGGGACAAAUUAGUGUUGACGAUGAAAGUGAAGACGAUGUGCCGCAGGAGAAGAACAGCACACAGAAAGUGAAGUAUAAAUUGUACCGGAAGAAGCUGGUAGCUAAAAUCCUGAAAAGGACCUAUAAAAUACUAAACAGACGCAGUAUGCACGUUAUGGAAGAGGGCGGCGAUGUGCUCGUCUGCUCAGAUGCCAAAAUAGUUAGUCUAAAAUCUGCUCUCGGAACAGCGACGAAACCGUCGUCAGCGGAGGAAGCCUCAACCAUCGGUAAAGUUUCCGACGUCAAAGAAGCCAAGGUAAAGCAACAGAUAGUGGCAUCCCCUGACGCACAGGAUAAACCAAAAGAUUCGCACGAAGACACCGAAAGUGUGCCACCGAGUGGUGUCGUCGUCAGUGGUGAAGCGCACAGGAAUGAAGAGAAUAAGGAAAACAUGACGGUCAAGGACGCUACAAAGGAAGUUCGACGGGAUGUCACCGAUGACAAGGUGAAACAAAGCGAUGACGAUCGAACUGAUAGACGAGGGCGAAAAGCAGCUAAAGAUGAAGCGGAAUUGAUGGAUUCCGUGAUGGACGAAAUAGACGAUAUAGUAGACGAAGCCAAAUACCAGAAUGGAUCAAAGGGUGACUUCAACGAUGAACUCGCGUUCCAAAUGGAUGCCGAUGGUAGUCAACCGGAUGAGGAUCAUUAUGACGAAGACGAUGACGAAGAGGACGAUGAAGAGGGGGCUGUGGAUUUGUCCUCGUCUUACGAUGCAAACAAAAGCGACCGAGAAGAUAACGGCAGGCAGAGUCAAACCGAUGAAUCAGAUGCGGUGGAGAUGAUUGAAAGCUCGCCGGAAAAAAGCUCGAGUGCGGCUAGUAUAAACAAGUCUCCGAAAAAAUCGCCGCCCCCCAAACUAGAAAGUGAUCUCAGUAGUACCGUGAAGCAAACAAGCGAAUCAUCAGUGUCUGUGAAAAAUGAUGCAGUAGAAGACGUUGAAAAGCAGCAAAAAUCUGACGAAAAACCAUCCCCAGCUGUUGUAUGCAAUGCAAGUCCAAAAAGAAAGGACGAAAACCUGGAAGCUAUAAAAGAACCCGAAACGGUUUCACGAAAACGUCGACGGUCGGUUGAACCGGAUGAAGAACGUGAAGAAGAGCCACUGAUACCGUCGAAGAAAUUAAAACGUGAGCUAGAGUGCAACUUCCAGGCACACGAUUUGCUGCUGAAAGAGUACAUAGACACAACCACUAAGAACUCAAUAGACGAUGUACAAAAGCACACCGAUGCGCUGCAGGUCGAAAUUCGGACCCUAAACGAAAUGAUACGUGCCAAAGAGAACGAAUGGAACAACAUGAUCCAUUUGAAGAAGGUGAAAGAAGAAAUUUUGCUACGAUUGACGCGCAAAAAACACGUACUGAACCUCUCCGAUACCAAACUAGGCGAAGAAUCGGAAUUCUCCAAUUUUGAUUCGACCAAUCUAACAAAUGUGCGUUCGGCGUCGGUCGGCCCUAGGCCCCCGACACCGCCACCGGAAGUGGACGUCCGGCCUGCUUCCGUUACGCCGUUACACAGCAACACCUUAAGUAGUGGCAGCAGAAAUGCCAGUAGCUCGAGCCACUCGAUACCCGGCGUUCGUCAGCAUUCUUCACUUCCGAACAGCAAGGACCACCACAACCUGUUCGCCCAGUUCAAUCACAGCAACAGUUCCGUAACCAUGGUGCCAUUAUCAACAUCCCCCGCGUUGAUCACUUCCACAAAUACGAUCCUGCAAUCCCGGGCUAAUAUGAAGUCCGCCGAAGUAGCGCGGGAAAAACCGAACGCUGUUCAAAUUCAGCGCCAAAUUCUGCCGAAACCAAUUCUCUCCAAUCAUCAGCAGAUUUUGAACAAUUUGGCCAUGUCAGCUGGGCUGACUGCGGCUGCUAUAACCAGCGCUAGCGGUUCCACAUCGAUCUCGAAUACUGCACCGACGGCGACCAACGCUGCAAACGCGGCGGCGGCCGCUAUCGCAGCCAACAACAUUCUGGCCGGCUUGUCUGCCCAGGCAGCUGCGCUGCUCAACGGUCAUCACAGUCCUUCCGGCUCGAAUCAUCAUCAGCAGUCGGGAAAUCAUCUGCAGGUUGGCCGACAAGGCGUUAUCAAAGACGUCAAAAGUAUUAUCGCUGACUACAGGCAGAAACACCCGGAACAGGUUCCCCGCCGAGGGCGUCGUCUGAAGAAUAUUCCCAACUAUGACGGUGGAAAAGGUGGCUCCGCAGCAUCACGAAUGACGGAAUUGAGUUUCCUACUGGCAGCAGCAGAGAAUUCCCGUCCCUCUAGCAACGAUUCGUCCCAGAGCAAUUCCAACAACCUGCCGGCCGGCGGUGGCAGCUCGAACCCACCCGGCCUUUCCUUCAAAGAUGUCCUGGUGCAAUUUGCCAAAAUGAGCCAAUCCGAUCGUAAUUUGCUGUCCAAUCUGAGCAGCCUGACCAGCGCUGCUGUGGCAGCCACAACUGCAACUGCCUCAGCUACAACCAAUUCUUCAUCUUCUUCCCAGCAACAGCAGCAGCAGCAGCAAUCGCAGCAGAAUGCUGCCGCCAAUCUUAGCAAGGGAGCGUACCCGGAAGUUACGCUGCAUCCAGUAAUGAACUCCAAUUCCACUUCCGGUACGGUUUCCAACGCUGAAAUGAAUCAUACCGGUGGAAGCCAACACACCAACGGCUCUAAUCAGGCACAGAACAAUAGCAACAACAGCUCGACCAAUUCCCUUCUACAUGGAAUCCUCACAAAAUCCUCUUCCCGACCGAACGCAACCGGAUUCACUUCGUUCUCACCAACUCUAGCCCGCCUGUUGACAGCGCCGGAACGGAUGAGCUCGCAGGCGGCAACCGUCACUUCCGGCGCUCUCGCAAACCUACAGGCCAACACCGGGCUGAAUCUAUCCAAGUCUAACAGUGAAAUCACGAUCACGCCGGUCGUGGCAUCCAAUCUUCAGCAAUCGCUGCUGGCCCAUCAGCAGCAACUUCAAGAGCAGCAGAAGCAGCUACAGCGGCUACGGGAGCAGCAUUUCCUAAACAUGGAUGACGAAGCGGACGACAGCGUCGAUCGGUUGGUAAUCGAUGAGGGCGAUGACCAUCACGGUUCUUCCAGUGCUUCGCGUGCCGACGGUCAGCAUGGUCACCACCGGGAUCGGGAACCGAGCGUGGUAAUCACAACGCGCGGUGGAAAUGGGCCCGACUUCGAGAACGACGUGCCCGAGUGUCAGGGAUGCAAAAAGCGGGAAGCGCAGUUCGUCUGCGCUGGCUGCGGUAAUCAGUGGUACUGUAGCCGCGAAUGUCAGGUCAACGCUUGGGACGACCACUCCGAAGUUUGCACAGGCUAAUUACGUCGGAGCGAAAAUUCAAAUGCUUAACGACGGGCUGCGGCGAUGACGUCUACCACUAUUACUGCUUUGAAAAGGUAUUAUUUUUAUUGCAAAUGACUAUUUGAACGCAAACAUAAUAAGACACAUUGAACUAUCCAUUUAUCCUAGUAAGCAAAAUAUGCAAACACACUGCAGCAUAAUUUAUCAGUAUAGGAUUUCUAACAAUUCAAGCAAACCAAGAUUUUCAAACACUUUGAAUGGCAACCCCAGAUAAAUAAUUUUUAAGAUGAUAAUAGCAGCGGAUGAAUACACUAUUGAGAGAUAACAACAUUCCCUCCGUAGGAGGGCAAUAGGGAAUGGAUUACCCUGAGAGAAUUUCUAAUCCUAUUUGUUUCAUUUUGAUUGUACCACAAUCGGUUAGGUGUGCAAUCAUCCUCCUAGGAGGAACAACAGACACACACAGUAUAGCAUUAGAAUUUAGGUUGCAUUUCUUUGCUUGAUAAGUGAUAAUAGUAGUUUACAGAAAGAGACCGAUUAUAUUUCAUCCGAUUUUUGUACUUUGAACAAUUGCCCAUUUUUUCAGUACAUUUCAUUUUCUCGCGAUUAUUCUUUGGUUCGAAAGUGAAAAUAGCAGCGUUAUUGUAGUUAAAGAGCAUCAAGUCAUAAAAUUUUGCUAAUGACUUUAAUUCUUAACAAUAUUCAAUAGAAACAAUCGGAAACAAAUAAAGAAAAUGACAAGAGAUCAAAAAAAAGGAACUAGAAAUGUGUGUAUGCGAAACAGUGAAAACUACACUUAUUUAAACAUUACUAUAAAUUACAUCCUGUAAUUGAUCUUAUAUAUUUACCAACACAUUUAUGAUACCAGUGCACAGCUAACAUACCUACAUAAAAAUCGCAACUGAAGCAUUGAUCGCUAAGUAUGACAUACGAAGGUACCAGUAGAUAAAUGUGUGCGAAAGAGGAUGAACAACAGGCCUUGUCCGGUGUGCCUCGGCGCCACUGACGGGAUGGUUUAUUAAUACAUGCGCGAAUUUGAUUGUGAAACGAAACAGAAAUAUAAAUCAACAGC